AUGGAAUACAAUGAUUCCAAAACAAAAGGCAACAAAAAGGACCUCGAAAAGGAAGUCGAGGAAAUUGAAAGUGAAACAAAAUUCACUGAUAUCAUGGCAAGAGCAAAUGAAAUGAUAUUCAUGCUAGAAGCAAGAGCCACAGAAGCAGCAAAUCAAGCUGAUAAAUUUGCAAGGAAGUUGGGAAUAGAAUUACACAAAAACCAACGAAUAGUAACGCAUUUUGAAAAUACAAAUAAUCGAUCGCCACAAACGGGAGGUGCCAGAACGGGAACAGAUCAAAGUAAUGACGAAACCUUCACCUCAGGUGAUGCAAUAUGGUUGUCAGAGGAUCAUUCUGAUACUAGCAGAGAAACGAUCGAAGAAGAUUUCAUAUGUAGAACUCUCAAACUAAGUCAAAUGAAACUUUCUAGGUUUUGGGCAGAUGAAGAAGAAUUUCCAGAUAUCUCGGAAGUCUAUGAAACUUUGGUACAUCAAAAUAAAGUACUCAGUACAGUUGAGAAAAUGCUUCCUCUCACAGAGUCUUCAAGGAAGAGCAGAAAUGACCAUCAAAGGGAUACAAUUAAUUCCCCAGAAAUAUAA
Messenger RNA from Necator americanus (New World hookworm), 579 nucleotides. RefSeq lists its product as uncharacterized. The transcript has a single exon. Lineage: Eukaryota; Metazoa; Nematoda; Chromadorea; Rhabditida; Ancylostomatidae. Bases 1 to 579 code for a protein of 192 amino acids. The record is from RefSeq and is a predicted model, not a curated record.